GUCACAGAAGGGACAUGACAGUGCAGGUUCUGGCCCAGAAGGCCUCAGGGGUGGCUGUGUAGCAAGAUGAGGGAGGUUUGGAGCCCUGCAUAAAGAGAAGGACAGGACCACAGCUGACUGCUGUGUCCCCACAGACCUGGACUUCCUGCUGCCACCAUGGCCAAAGGUGGAGAAGCCCUGCCACAGGGCAGCCCAGCACCAGUCCAGGAUCCCCACCUCAUCAAGGUGACAGUGAAGACACCCAAAGACAAGGAGGAUUUCUCAGUUACAGAUACAUGCACCAUCCAGCAGCUGAAGGAAGAGAUAUCUCAACGCUUUAAGGCCCACCCUGAUCAGCUUGUUCUAAUCUUUGCUGGCAAAAUCCUCAAGGAUCCUGACUCUCUGGCACAGUGUGGAGUGCGAGAUGGCCUCACGGUCCACCUGGUCAUCAAGAUGCAGCGUCGUACCAUGGGCAAUGAGUGCCCAGCUGCCUCUAUCCCUACCCAGGGCCCAAGUCCUGGAUCACUCCCUCAGCCAAGCUCCAUUUACCCAGCAGAUGGGCCCCCUGCCUUUAGCUUAGGUCUCCUCACAGGCCUCGGUGGGCUGGGCUUGGCCUAUCGUGGCUUCCCUGACCAGCCAAGCUCACUAAUGCGGCAGCAUGUGUCUGUGCCUGAGUUUGUGGCUCAGCUCAUUGAUGACCCCUUCAUCCAGGGUCUGCUGUCCAACACAGGCCUAGUACGCCAGCUGGUUCUUGACAACCCCCAUAUGCAGCAGCUGAUCCAGCACAACCCUGAGAUUGGGCAUAUUCUCAACAACCCUGAAAUUAUGCGGCAGACACUGGAGUUUUUACGUAACCCUGCCAUGAUGCAGGAGAUGAUACGUAGCCAGGACCGGGUGCUCAGUAACUUGGAGAGCAUUCCUGGUGGCUACAAUGUGCUUCGCACAAUGUACACAGAUGUUAUGGACCCAAUGCUUAAUGCAGUCCAGGAGCAGUUUGGUGGCAAUCCCUUUGCCACUGCCACUACUGAUAAUGCCACCACCACCACCCAACCUUCAAGGAUGGAGAAUUGUGACCCUCUCCCCAACCCCUGGACUUCUACACAUGGAGGCUCAGGUAGCAGGCAAGGAAGGCAGGAUGGGCAUCAGGAUGCACCUGACAUUAGAAAUAGGUUUCCAAACUUUCUGGGUAUUAUAGGCCUCUAUGACUAUCUCCAGCAAUUACACGAGAACCCCCAGUCCCUAGGAACUUAUCUACAGGGGACUGCAUCUGCCCUCAGCCAAAGCCAGGAACCACCACCACCAGUAAACAGAGUUCCCCCAUCGUCACCCUCAUCUCAGGAGCCUGGGUCAGGCCAGCCUCUCCCCAAGGAGUCAGUAGCAAUCAAGGGAAGGUCCUCCUGCCCAGCUUUCCUGAGAUACCCCACAGAGAACAGUACUGGACAAGGUGGAGACCAAGAUGGUGCAGGGAAAAGCUCUACUGGACCUAGCACAAACUUGCCUGAUCUUGUCUUGGGGCUGGGAGAUUCUGCCAACAGGGUUCCAUUUGCUCCCUUAUCCUCUUCCCCCACGGCAGCCAUUCCUGGAAUCCCUGAGCCUCCCUGGCUGCCAUCCCCAGCUUAUCCAAGAUCUCUGAGGCCAGACGGCAUGAAUCCGGCUCCACGGUUACAGGAUGAAAUAAAACCACAGCUGCCACUGCUGAUGCACCUUCAGGCAGCCAUGGCAAACCCCCGUGCCCUGCAAGCCCUGGGGCAGAUUGAGCAGGGUCUGCAGGUCCUAGCUACUGAAGCACCUCGCCUCCUACUCUGGUUCAUGCCUUUCCUAGCAGGGACGGAUAGUGUGGCAGGAGGUAUAGAGUCUAGAGAAGAUCCCCUUAUGUCUGAGGUUCCUCUCCCAAAUCCACCUCCUGAGGUGUUCCCAGCACUGGACUCUGCAGAGCUAGGCUUCCAUUCCACUCCCUUUCUCCAUAUGCUGCAAGAUUUAGUUAGUACAAAUCCCCAGCAGCUGCAGCCUGAGGCUCACUUUCAGGUGCAGCUGGAGCAACUGCGGUCCAUGGGCUUUCUGAAUCGUGAAGCCAAUCUUCAGGCCCUCAUUGCUACGGGGGGCGACGUGGAUGCUGCUGUGGAGAAGCUGAGACAGUCGUAGGAGCCUUAGUCAUUCAGACCAUACGUUUUCCUCUGUGCCUUUUUCCCAUAUCCUAUUUCCUUAGCUCUCCCAUUUUUGAAUACAGCUGCAUUAUAAACCAAAUUUACUAUGAUGCCCUUUACUGUGGAGGCAAUGUUGUUCCAGAGUCAACGAGGAAGACUAAUGGCCAAAACAUAGUGGAGGUGCUGUGUGUGAGUCAACCACUUGUACCACCAUACCAUCGGGGUUCCCCGGUCUGAGCUCUGCUUAUGCCUAUCUCGAGAUGCAAUUACACCCAAUUUCCAAUGUGAA
Messenger RNA from Symphalangus syndactylus (siamang), 2412 nucleotides. It is a transcript of the gene UBQLN3, whose product is annotated as ubiquilin 3. NCBI's taxonomy places the organism in Eukaryota, Metazoa, Chordata, Mammalia, Primates, Hylobatidae. Gene Ontology annotation, molecular function: polyubiquitin modification-dependent protein binding. The record is from RefSeq and is a predicted model, not a curated record. Gene Ontology annotation, cellular component: cytosol. Gene Ontology annotation, biological process: ubiquitin-dependent protein catabolic process.